Aspergillus campestris IBT 28561 is the source of this 1602-nucleotide messenger RNA. RefSeq names its product cytochrome P450. Lineage: Eukaryota; Fungi; Ascomycota; Eurotiomycetes; Eurotiales; Aspergillaceae. The transcript has 3 exons. The record is from RefSeq and is a predicted model, not a curated record. The coding region runs from base 1 to 1602 and encodes 533 amino acids. Gene Ontology annotation, molecular function: iron ion binding; monooxygenase activity; heme binding.
AUGGAGGCUAUACUGGAUGCCCUCAGUAACUCCCAGGUUGCUAAACCACUCAUACUCACCCUGACAGUCUACGUAUUGUGGAUAGUUCUCUUUGCCUCGUCGUCUUUGCCCAAUGACCUACCAUGGAUCGGCCGAGAUAAUUCGAAAGCGUUCUCCUCGCUGAGGGCAACUAUAAAAAGCAUCUCCAGAUCCAGAGAAUUGCUGGCUGAGGGAUAUCAGAAGUAUAGCAGCAAAGGCAAGAGCUACAUCUUCCCCGCAUGCGACGGGCCUUCGGAAAUUCUCGUCCCAAAAUCAUCGUUACGAUGGCUCCUCGAACAGCCGGACAAUGUGCUAUCGGCAGCGGAAUACCACAGCGAAUCGCUGGGUGGCGAUUACAAUUUCCUCGACAAAUACAUCCUUGAAGAUCCAUUUCAAGACCAUGUCAUUUACCGGUCCCUCACGCGCAAUCUCCAGUCCGUAAUUCCCGAGGUCUGGGACGAGCUCGCGAGCACCUUCGAGGAUACCUGGGGAACCGAUCGCAAAGCUUGGAAAGCAAUUCCGCUUAUGGACAGCAUGAUGACCUUUGUGGGUAGGGCCUCCAAUCGCAUGCUCGUCGGGGCGCCCGUGUGUCAGAACAAAGAGUAUCUCGCCAACAUGAUGAAGUACACAACGGAUGUCGUCGUCAACGGUGCGAUCUUGAGGGUGCUGCCCAAAUUCCUUCAUCCGGUCAUAGGACGCCUUCUUUCGCUGCGGAAUCAAUGGCACUACUCGCGGACAGCGAAAUACACGAUCCCCAUCAUCGAAGAGCGGCUACGUCACAUGGAGCGCAAGCGCAACGAUCCAACUUACGACUGGGAGCAGCCCAGCGACUACAUCACCUGGCAUAUCAAUCUCGCCAUAGCGGAGAACAACAGCAUCGAGAUGGACCCCAUCAUGAUCUCCCGUCGUCUGAUGCCCAUCAACUUCGCCGCGAUCCACACCACGACUAUCACCAUCACCAACGCCGUCAUCGACAUCCUCAGUACAAGCGCCUCCAAGGGCGUCCUAGAAGGCCUGCAGGAAGAGAUCGAACAUGCGUACGCAGCAUGCAACGGCGUCUGGACCAAAGCCUCGCUCGCUACGCUCGUGCGAACCGACUCCGCCAUCCGGGAAAGCAUGCGGGUGAGCAACUUCAUGACGCGAAACGCGAUGAGAAAAGUCAUGCCCGCCGGGGGUGUCACCAAUCCCACGGAGAAAUGGACUGCCCCCCAAGGCGCGUAUAUCGGUAUCGACAUGCACUCCAUCCACCACGAUCCGGAAAUCUAUCCUAGUCCGAAUGAGUACGAUGCGUUUCGGUUCUCCAGGGCGCGCGAGGAGGCGUCCGCGUCUUCUGGGGACGCAUUGGACAAGAUGAAAAAGACGGAAUCAAUGAGUACGACUAGUGGUGAUUUCUUGUCAUUCUCCCAUGGACGACAUGCCUGUCCCGGUCGGUUUUUCGUCGUAUAUGAGCUCAAAAUGCUCCUUGCUUUUAUGCUGCUGAAUUACGAGGUCGAGCCACUUUCCCAGAGGCCGCAGAAUAAAUGGAUUGGAGGAAAUGUUGUGCCGCCUUCUGAGCUUAGCAUUCGUGUGAAGAGGAAGGCGUAG